AUGGCGGAAGGCAGCUUCGUCAGGGAGCGAAUCGACUCGUUGUAUGACAUAGACUGCAAAAUCGUGUCGCUUUUGGACAAAAUGUCCGGGAUAUUCGAGACGUAUAGCAGCCCGAAAGAAGACAUUGACAAGGUAAAAGAGCAGAUUCAACUGCAAACUAAAGGCAUUUAUAGCAUGCUCAGCGAUGUUGCUGUGGAAUUGAGGAAAGAGGUGAAGAUCAUGGAUGAAAACAUUGGAUGUUACAACAAAAAUAAAGACAAUGUAAUGAUCUUGCCUCUUCCAGUUGAUCAGAAAAAUACCAAACUUGGCAAUUUGCGAAUGAAGCAGGAGAUUGAACAGUUGGACAAGCUCUUGGGAAAGGGAGAUAGCGAUGUAAAGAUGGAAGACAGUGAGAGCGAGGCGUAA
Meyerozyma guilliermondii ATCC 6260 is the source of this 405-nucleotide messenger RNA. RefSeq names its product Med11p (gene MED11). The record is from RefSeq and is a predicted model, not a curated record. NCBI's taxonomy places the organism in Eukaryota, Fungi, Ascomycota, Pichiomycetes, Serinales, Debaryomycetaceae. Gene Ontology annotation, molecular function: transcription coregulator activity. The transcript has a single exon. Gene Ontology annotation, biological process: regulation of transcription by RNA polymerase II. The coding region runs from base 1 to 405 and encodes 134 amino acids. Gene Ontology annotation, cellular component: mediator complex.